CUUCGUGCGCAUGCUCGGCCGGUUGAUAAAACGCCGGUUAAUUGGAGGAGGAGACGCCGCUGGAAGAGCCGCGGAACACGGGCACGCAGCGGAGAGUCCGCGGGGCUUUGGAAGCAGAAGUUGGGGCCAUGGUUCUGCACACGGAGCCGCCCCGGACCGGGAUCCACGUCUCGGACCCGGAGGGGAGGGAGCGGACGGAGAGGGGCAGCCCCGGGCCGCUGAAGCCGGACCGGUGUAAGACGGCGUCGGGUCACAUCAAGCGGCCGAUGAACGCCUUCAUGGUCUGGUCCAAGGCGGAGCGGAGGAAGAUCAUGCUCCAGGCUCCGGACAUGCACAACGCCGAGAUCUCCAAGCGGCUCGGGAAGCGCUGGAAGGCGCUGAAGGAGGCCGACAAGGUGCCGUUCAUCCGGGAGGCGGAGCGGCUCCGGCUGCAGCACAUGGCCGACUACCCGGACUACAAGUACCGGCCCAGGAAGAAGCCCAGGGCGGACGGGGGCGCGCUUCCUGCGGGGAGACCAGCCGCUCAGUCCCCGGAGAAACCCGGCGUCAGACCCGGGAACAGGAAGCACUCCAGAGCCGGUCCCCGGUACCGGUACCUGCUGACCCCCGGUAGCCUCGUUAAACGGGACUUUACCGACGAGGAGGAGGAGGAGGAGGAGGAGGAGGAGGAGGAGGACCAGCCGGCCCGGUCCAGUCUGGGCUCCGGUCCGGACCCGGAGUCCUCGGGUCGGCUCUUCUACAGCUUCAAGAACAUCACCCGGACCCCCGGCGGGACCUCGUCCUACCCGGCCUCCCUGUCCCCAGCGUCCCGGUCCAGCUCCACCUCGUCCUCCUGCUGCAGCGAGGACCUGGACGACCUCCCUGUGGAGGACAGAGACGUCUUCACGGGCUCCUCCUCCGCCCCGGAGCCCUGGACCUCGUCCUCCGGCGUGGCCCCGGGGACCCUGAGCCUGUCCCUGGUGGACCAGGACCUGGACCUGGACCUGGACCUGGACCUGGACCGGUUCAGCAGCCUCGGCUCCCACUUCGACUUCCCAGACCACUGCACCCCGGAGCUGAGCCAGAUGAUCGCGGGGGGGUGGCUGGAGGCCGACCUCUCCGACCUGGUCUUCACCUGCUGACCCGGUGAGGGGGGGCAUCCACCCGGAGCCGGUUCUGGGCCCGGUCUGGGAGUCUGGAGGCUAGGCCCCCCCCCCAACUGGGUUUUAUGGAUUUCUUUUGCUGGGACAGAACCAGGACAGGAACCAGAACCAGAACCAGGACCAGGACCAGGACCAAGCAUUAGCACAGAGACUUUAGUUGAACCAGACUACCUCACCUCGGUACCAGAACCACCAGGCUGCAGGUUAUUUUUGUACAUGUCAGGGACCAGGAGCAGGGGAGGGUGGAGGGUUCGAAUCCCGUCCUGCUCCAGAUGUUGUGGAGGCUCGUUCUUCAGCCCCACCUUCAGUUCAGAUGUUUUACUUUGUGUUGUUAGGAUCCUUUUAUUUCAUUUCUAAAGGUUGAGCUGUACCUGGACCCUGUAUCUGGUCCUCAGGGCUCUGAGCUCGUUACAGAUGUUUCAUUAUCUGCUGUAUUUUAUUUCUAACACCUCAUUUAUUGUCAUUAAAUGAUAACUCUUCAUCAGCUGA
Mugil cephalus (flathead mullet) is the source of this 1631-nucleotide messenger RNA. It is a transcript of the gene sox11b, whose product is annotated as SRY-box transcription factor 11b. The transcript has a single exon. The coding region runs from base 129 to 1121 and encodes 330 amino acids. Gene Ontology annotation, biological process: negative regulation of transcription by RNA polymerase II; positive regulation of transcription by RNA polymerase II; anatomical structure morphogenesis. The record is from RefSeq and is a predicted model, not a curated record. NCBI's taxonomy places the organism in Eukaryota, Metazoa, Chordata, Actinopteri, Mugiliformes, Mugilidae. Gene Ontology annotation, molecular function: DNA-binding transcription activator activity, RNA polymerase II-specific; RNA polymerase II cis-regulatory region sequence-specific DNA binding.